CUUAGCGACUGAGUAGCCAAGUAAUGGUAUCAAUUUUUUCAAAUUAUUUUGAGAAUACAUCAAUUUUAGAUGUAAUUCAAGUAUAUUACAGCAGUAUUAUUUUAUACGUAUCAGAUUUUUUUGAAGUUGCCCGUGACAAGGAAGUAUUUACCUACUUGGAAAUUGUGGGAAAUAUAUUUGAUGAUUUUCAGUGGAAAUUCUUACAGAUCUUAUUCGGAUUAAUACUGUUUAAUCUCAUAUCGAUUCUCAUUGUCUGGAAAUAUUUCGGUGACUCAAUUUAUGAGCGGUUCAUGUCCAAUCCUACACUACGAGAAAUCGAAGAGCUUAAAGCCAGUGUUUCAAAGUUAAAACUUCCAAAAGAACAUACACCUAGGAUUUAAAAUUCCUAUUAAUAUGGCGGAGAAAAUAAAGAAAUUCUUUGCCAAGAAAAAGGCAGAUGCUAAGUUCAAACUUGCUGGUCCGGGGCAUAAAUUAACUGAAUCAUCAUCAACUGCAUCAAAUCAGAGUAAGCCAAGCAAGGGUGCAUAUGUGCCACCUAAAGUUGAACCUACAGAAGCUGCAAGACAAGCUGCUGAAGCUGCAUUGGUUCGAUUACAGGGACAGAGGAAAGAUACAGCUUUCAAUACGUCGUUUGCAGCAAUUCAAGCUAAAGUAAGAAAAGAAUUGGAGGCGGAAACUAAAAAUCAAAACCAACCGCAAGUUCCUGGGUCACCAACAAAGAGUACAGAUGAUUAUGAGUGUUCCCAUCACUUGGCUGUUAAAGGUGUAUAUUUCAAGUGUCCAUUAAUUAGUGAUGAAGUGUUGCCCAAAGAAGAAUGGAAAGUAAAAAUAAAAGAAUUUUUGUUUAAUACAUUGGAAGAGGAAAGAGGAAUGACAUCUGUACUGCUUAUAUAUUCUUGCAAUUACAACAGAACUAAGGUAACCGAUUGUGUGAAUGUUUUAAUAAGAUACAUAGACAACAUACUAGCGAAUCCAGAAGAAACCAAAUUCCAUAAAAUUAGAUGUUCAAAUGCCACUUUUUGUGAUAAAGUAAUGCCUGUUUUGGGUGCACUAGAUUUUCUAAAUGCAGCCGGUUUCAGAGACCAGAAAAUCGAUAAUAACGGCACAGAAGAGAACUUUUUGGUGUGGUCGGUGGAAAACAUUGAUGGGUUAGAAACAUUGCAAUUUCUACGAGAUACUCUAAAGGCAGAGGAAAGGGUGGACCUCGAGAUAGAUAGAAAUAUUCAAGUGUUGUCGCCAGCUCAAGCAGCAGAGAGGAAUGAAUUGCCCCAAGAUUUCUUUGCAAUGACCGCUGAAGAACUAAAGAAGGAGAGACAACAGAGGUCGGAACAAUUGGAGAAACAAUUACAAUUGCGAACUAAAGCCAUGCGUGAAAAGGAUGAAAUUCGGGAAAUUAAAAAAUACAAAUUUUGUCUAAUUAGGAUAAGAUUUCCAGAUGGUUUAUUCCUACAGGGAACUUUUUCAGUGUAUGAAAAAUUCUCUGAAGUUGUUGAAUUCGUCAAAGAAAAUUUGGAGCACGAAGGUUUGCCUUUUGUCCUGUCACUUUCCACGGGCCAUCGAUUAGAAGAAAGUGACAAAGACAACACUCUAAUGGAUCUCCGUCUAGUCCCCGCUACGAUUCUUCUAUUCCAAUGGGACGCCUCGAUCGAAAAUGAUCUGAAAGCUGCAGGAGGGAAUACCGCUUAUCUAAAACCAGAAAUCAUGUUGUUGGUUCAGUCAUUAUAAAAGUCCUAUUACUAAUUUAUACCUAAUUAAAGAGUCGAAUGUUAAAUUCAACAAUUUCUAUGGUUUUAUUCAUAAUGUAUAAAUUGUUGAAUUUUAGAGUGUAUCUGUAAUGUUGAUGCUUAAGUAUAUUUUUUGUGAUAUAGAUAUUCUAACAGCCUUUAAUUAUUAUCAUUCAUAUGAUCCAAGUCACUGUGUUCUUUUGUUGAUUAUACGUAUUUUUACUAUUAUAAUUUACAGCAAUGAAA
Messenger RNA from Diabrotica virgifera virgifera (western corn rootworm), 1970 nucleotides. It is a transcript of the gene Gint3, whose product is annotated as UBX domain-containing protein 6. Gene Ontology annotation, cellular component: cytoplasm. The transcript has 7 exons. The coding region runs from base 394 to 1725 and encodes 443 amino acids. Gene Ontology annotation, molecular function: protein binding. The record is from RefSeq and is a predicted model, not a curated record. Lineage: Eukaryota; Metazoa; Arthropoda; Insecta; Coleoptera; Chrysomelidae.